Babesia microti strain RI is the source of this 2664-nucleotide messenger RNA. RefSeq names its product elongator complex protein 3. Gene Ontology annotation, biological process: tRNA wobble base 5-methoxycarbonylmethyl-2-thiouridinylation. Lineage: Eukaryota; Apicomplexa; Aconoidasida; Piroplasmida; Babesiidae. Gene Ontology annotation, cellular component: elongator holoenzyme complex; cytoplasm; nucleus. The transcript is spliced from 3 exons. Gene Ontology annotation, molecular function: catalytic activity; iron-sulfur cluster binding. The record is from RefSeq and is a predicted model, not a curated record. The coding region runs from base 1 to 2664 and encodes 887 amino acids.
AUGAUAUUACCCUAUAAGGUAUGCAUCCCUAUCACCAAUCUACUGCCCUAUAUACUCAUUACUAAUAUAUAUAACAUAAAAUGUUAUAUAAUUCACUGGUUAUUGUUUGUAACUAGAAUGACAGAAUCUUCAUCUUACUCCUCCCUGCUCGACAGCGACGAAUCAGUCACAAUAACAUCGUGUAGUGAUGAUCCAAAUGAAGAAUCCAUCAGAAACUUUUUUCCUGCCACUAGAAAAGGAUUUAAACAGGUUGCAGGUAAAAUUAAGCGGGUUACCAAAAAGGAUUUUGAAGAUAAACACAGAUUGCGCCAUUUGGAAUGUUUUAAGAAGUCAAUGGACUCUUGGCGCGGGUUUGAUACUAAAUUUGAUGACUACAAAAACGGAGAUGAUCAGGAAUUAUGGCCAAUAUUUAGUUCUGUGAAGAAUUCAAACCAAAAUCCAAAGGAAACGACCUAUAUUUCAUAUGAGACAGAAUUUAUAAUCAAGAAUUUAAACGGUAUUAAUGACAAAUAUAGUAAUAGUAAUUCAAUCGACUACUACUAUAAACUAAACAAAUUUAUGUACGAUUUACUUGAACAAUUUGUAUCUCAUUCACAAGUUUUACCCGAUGAAUUGAUUAAGAUAGUAGCAACACUGCGUAAAAAAUAUUCAAUUUCCCCGUCAAAACACGACUUAUUGCAAGUGUUUGAUAAGGUUUCAAAUAAUCCACCCUUUUCUAAUGAUGAAAAAUAUCUAUCCUCUAUAUCCAAUUUGAGACUAAUGCUAAGAAAUAAGUCUGUACGUUCAGACAGCGGGGUAACAGUUAUCACUGUAAUCACAUCUCCAGGAGAAUUCAGCUGCCCCGCUGAUUGCCAUUACUGUCCUAAUGAACCUGGUCAACCACGCUCAUAUUUGUCAACUGAACCUGCCAUUUUGCGUGCUAAUCAGAAUGAUUUUGAUGCCAUACUACAAUUUUACGAUCGUGCAAUGACACUAUAUAAAAAUGGUCAUAUGAUAGAUAAGAUAGAAAUACUAAUUCUUGGGGGCACAUGGAGUGGAUAUCCUCGUAAAUACCAAGAGUCGUUUGUGCGAGACUUGUUUUACGCAGCAAACAUAUUCCCUGAGAAAUUGGAUGGCGCUAGAAAACCUUUAACAAUUAGUGAGGAACAUGAAAUAAACAUGACAUCAGAACAUAGGAUUAUAGGCGUUACAAUAGAGACUAGACCUGACCGGGUAAAUCCAUUUGAACUGUACUUUUUACGCAAUCUUGGAUGCACUAGGGUACAAAUUGGAAUACAACACACAGAUAAUAAGAUACUUGAAAAGGUAAACCGUGGACAUGGAGUGGAAGAGGCAAUUAAGGCAAUUUACCUGUUGAAAGAGAAUGGUUUCAAAGUUGAUAUACACUUGAUGCCAGACCUCCCCUAUACCACUGUUGAGAAAGAUGAAGAGAUGUUUAAACGGGUACUGAGUGAUGUAAGUUUGCAAGUAGAUCAGUGGAAGAUUUAUCCGUGUGAAAUAACGCCCUUUACUGAAAUUGAAAAAUGGUACAAAGACAAAUUAUACACCCCUUACUUCGAAACAGAUCCGCAAUUAUUAAUGCAACUAUUGCAGCGUGUAAAAAUGGCAGUACAUCCCUGGAUAAGGUUAAAUCGAGUGAUAAGGGAUAUACCCAAUCCUAGCAUAAUUGCUGGAACCAACAUAACCAACAUGAGACAAGUCCUAUUAAAUCAAAUGAAGAAUAAGGGUCUAAAAUGUAAGUGCAUCCGGUGUAGAGAAUGUAAAGACUCGGGCUUUAAAGACAGUCCCAGAAUUGUUAUUAGGCAAUACAAGUCCUUAGGUGGGUUGGAGUAUUUCAUCAGUAUUGAGUCAGCAAAUAUGGAUAAGAUUUUUGGGUUUUUAAGACUAAGAAUACGGGACUGCUCUGUUUAUAACAGACAAAUUUCACAUUUUAAAUGCUUGCAAAAUUGUGCUUUAGUUCGUGAGCUGCACGUAUAUGGUUCACUAGUACCCCACGGAAAACGAGCGGAAAAUGUGCAACAAUCGCAGCAUCGCGGUGUAGGUCAUCUACUAUUGCUACUUGCUGAAAUUAUUGCAAUGUUUAGGGGUUAUCGCAAGAUGGCAAUUAUUGCUGGGGUUGGCACAAGGGAGUAUUAUGGCAAACACGGCUAUAAACUAGAAGAAACCUAUAUGAUUAAGAUCCUCAAUCCCAUGGAAAUUAAACAGAAGUUCGACACAUUCAUGAAUACUUAUAUUAAGAUUCCGAAUAUACUAGAUAUAUAUGUUGUGGAUCUAAAUGUUUCCAAGCGUAUCGUCUCAAUGAAAAUACCGGAUAAGACUAAUAAUAUCGUGCUACCCCGGGAUUACAUAGUGUUACAAUUGGAUUUGGAGAGGUUUUUCUGUUCUUUGUCGAUGAAUUAUUACAACAUGGACUACAAACACAUGCUGUAUAGGAAGGUUGAUAUAUAUGUUCUGGAUUUUUUAAGUUACACAGCCAAUUGUGUAAAAUGGUUGCUUUUGUAUGUUAAAAUGAUAAUAUGGUAUAAACUAGAUUUUAUUGUACAAAUAGAAUAUAAUAAUCCUUUAUUUAAAAUUGCAGACGUAUUUGUCAAGAAAGUGGAUUCCGUUGUCUAUUCACUAUUCAAUUUUUUAAAGAAUUUAUACAUAAACAUUCUUAACAAAUGA